This is a messenger RNA of Salvelinus namaycush (lake trout), 1290 nucleotides long. RefSeq names its product sialidase 4 (gene neu4). Lineage: Eukaryota; Metazoa; Chordata; Actinopteri; Salmoniformes; Salmonidae. Gene Ontology annotation, molecular function: exo-alpha-sialidase activity. Gene Ontology annotation, biological process: ganglioside catabolic process; oligosaccharide catabolic process. Bases 1 to 1290 code for a protein of 429 amino acids. The transcript is spliced from 4 exons. Gene Ontology annotation, cellular component: membrane; cytoplasm; lysosome. The record is from RefSeq and is a predicted model, not a curated record.
AUGAGUUCAUCGCCGUAUUUCCCAGCGCGAUCCGCGCUGUUCCGUAAGGAGGCCAAUGGAGUGACGUACCGUGUCCCUGCCCUGCUCUACCUGUCCAUGUCCAACUCCUUCCUUGCCUUCUGUGAGGAGAGACUCAGCCCCUCAGAUGCCCAGGCUCACCUGCUGGUCAUGCGCAAGGGCACGUUCUACAGGAACUAUGUAGAGUGGGAGGACAUGAGUGUUCUGGGUACGGCUCAGUUGGCUGGCCACCGGUCGAUGAACCCGUGUCCGCUGUAUGACGAGUUCACAGGCACCCUCUUCCUGUUCUUCAUCGCUGUGCUGGGCCACACCUCCGAGUCCUACCAGCUGGUGACGGGUAAGAAUGUAACACGCCUCUGCUUCAUCUCCAGUAACGACCAGGGCAACACCUGGAGCCCUGCCACCGACCUCACCAAGAGGGUCAUAGGAGACACCAUCAAAGACUGGGCAACCUUCGCCCUGGGCCCGGGACACGGCAUCCAGCUCAAGUCAGGUCGUCUGCUGGUGCCAGCGUACGCCUACCACAUCGACUGCAAGGAGUGCUUUGGCCAGAUGUGCCUGACCACACCCCACGCUUUCUGUUUCCAUAGCGACACCCACGGGCGGACAUGGCGUUUUGGGGAGGCGGUGCCAGGGCCAGAGAGCGUGGAGUGCCAGAUGGUGUCUGUGGAUCAGGAGGAUGGGACCAACGUGCUGUACUGUAACGCCCGGAGUCCUCUGGGCUGCAGGGUCCAGGCCCUUAGUCUGGAUGACGGUGCUGUCUUCCAGGAUGGACAGCUGGUGCAGCGGCUCACGGAGUCACGUAAUGGUUGCCACGGUAGCGUAGUGGGGUUCCCCGCCCCGCUACACCUCAACCUCUGCCCUCGGCCACCCACCCACGCCAGACACUGGACAUCCUUCGAGGCUAAGACUGGUGACUCCUCCCCACCCACCGCCCCUCCCCCUCCCAGCUCCCCACAGAAUUUUCUUACACCCACCUGGGUGGUGUACUCCCACCCGACGUGGAAUAACGUGAGGAAGAACCUGGGGGUGUACCUCAGCCUGUUCCCCCGUGACCCGGACAGCUGGUCUGGCCCGUGGGUGAUCUACGAGGGCCCCAGUGCCUACUCUGACCUGGCCUACCUGGAGCUGCCGUCAGCUGGGGCCCCGUCGGCCGUGGCCUUCGCCUGUCUGUUUGAGUGCGGCACCAGCACAGCUUAUGAUGAGAUCUCCUUCAGCAUCUUCACCCUCUACGAGCUCAUUGACAACCUGCCACGCAACACAAACUCAUGA